AUGGCGGCUCUGGGGACUUCAAGUGACUCCAUUCUAAAAGAUGUAGUAGCUUAUGUCGAAGUGUGGUCAUCCAAUGGAACAGAAAAUUAUUCAAAGACAUUUACGAGCCAACUUGUGGAUAUGGGGGCAAAGGUUUCAAAAACUUUUAACAAACAAGUGACCCACGUUGUAUUCAAAGACGGAUACCAGAGCACUUGGGACAAAGCACUGAAGAAAGGAGUAAAGCUUGUUUCAGUGCUCUGGGUUGAAAAAUGCAGGACAGCUGGAGCACACAUUGAUGAAUCAUUAUACCCUGCAGCUAAUACUAAUGAAAAGUUACCAAGCCUAAUUAAAAAAAAAGUAAAUAAUGAUGUACCCGCUCUUUUAUUUGAAUCGAAUCGUUCAUUGAUGUAUAGCCCUAUGACAAUUGCAAGUCAUCAUCACAGUUCGAUGGAGAAGAGAUUGCAGGAGAUGAAGGAAAAAAGAGAAAAUCUUUCCCCUACGUCUUCUCAAAUGAUCGAAAAGUCUCAUGAAAGUCCAGUUAACCCUCUGUGUCUAGCAACUUUGGACACUUUUCAUGAUACUUCAUCUUCAGAUGAAUCCUUUGCUGGUGAUUUACACUCAUCUUUUUACGAUAUUUGUGGAAAAUCAGGAUGUAGAAAUCAGGAAAUGAAAUUGGGAGGACUCAGUAAUGAAACUGCAAGUAAUAUUUGUAUGUCUUCACCUGUAUUGAGAACAAGUAGUAUUCAUUCAUCACCAUCUUGCAGCGACCUCAACAAAUUAAUACCUCAGGCACCCAUGAAUAAUUUUUCAAAUGAAAAAAUAAACUGUCAGAGUGAUAGUGUAGGUGAAAUGGUCACCGCUGAAAAAAAGCAGUCUGAAAGAAUAUCAGAAGAGAUACUUGAUGAGAAAUACAGUGUGUCUCCUAUUUUAUUUACAACAGAAGGCCACUCUUUGGUAGACUCAAGACCCAGAAGUUCCUUAGCAAAGAGAAAAAGAAUGUCUCCGUACUUAUAUUCACCUGCAAAAGAAAAAUUAAAGCAAAGAAGGUACAAUUCUACCACACCAAAAUUACAACUAUGCAAGUCAGAAAACACUCCACAGGCCACUACCACAUCUGUUCCAGAGAGUCCUAAUUGUGGCGAGUCUUCAUAUGAGGAUUAUUUUUCACCUUCAAAUCUUAAGGAAAGGAAUUCAAAGAGUCUUCUUGCUGAAUUUCAGUCAUCCUCAAGCCCUGUUCAGUUCAACAGCAGAAAAAGUCUUUCUAAGAACGAGAGAGCAAGUGUAUUAGAAAUGUCUGACUUUUCCUCUAUGGGUGAAAAAUUCAGAUCGGUUGACAUUAACAAUUCAACCACAAAAACUAGCUCCAAUCUUCAGAAACCUCCAAACUAUGGAGGAAAUACUUCUUCGAGUUUCAUGACUUCUAAGGGAACAUCUACAACUGAAGAGACUCUGGGGUGUUGUAGACAAGGUGAUCCUCAGAAAAGAGAAGAGCCAUCUCAAGAAGGAAAUAACUUUUCUCCUAUUGGUGAACUGGUUCAUCAAAAAGAAUGCCUGCAGAAGGGACACCAUGGUAACCUAACUCCUUUGAAAAGAAAUGCUAAUGAAAUGAAAGAAUUGACUAAUAUUAAAAGCAUGCAGAAAGAAGGUACCACUUCUAAAAUGUUGGAAUCUUCUGAAAAUGAAACACAACAUGAUUAUAAGCUAAAUGCUGUAGAGGACUGUAAUGUAGAAAUAUCUACAGAAGAAACAAAACUCUUAUCCAGAGGAUAUAGUGAAAGUGUGGCAAAUGAACAACAAAUAAGCCAAGAUGUUUUACAUGACUCACAUGAAGGCUUUAGGAAUCUCCUCAAGCCUCAUGAAGAAUCAAACGCAACAAGCAAAGUCAAGAAGCCAACCAGAACAUUAGUCAUGACAAGCAUGCCAUCCGAAAUGCAAAAUGUCAUCACUCAGGUUGUGAAUAAGUUGAAAGGCUUUUCAUUUUCAUUGGAAGUAUGUGAAACAACUACUCAUGUGGUCACAGGGAAGCCUCUUCGAACUCUUAAUGUGCUGCUGGGAAUUGCACGUGGCUGCUGGAUUCUUUCUUAUGAAUGGAUACUCUGGUCUUUGGAAAUGGGUCAUUGGAUUUCUGAGGAGCCGUUUGAGCUUUCUAACUACUUCCCCGCAGCACCAGUCUGCCGACUGGAGUGCCAUUUAUCAGCAGGACAAUACCAAGGAAAUCUCUUUUCUGGGCAGCCAGUGAUGUUCAUCACUCCAGCCAGUAACCCCCCACCUGCCAAGCUGUGCGAACUUGUCAGACUGUGUGGAGGCCAGAUCACCCAAGUCUCACGCCAGGCCAGCAUCUUCAUCGGCCCCUACAAAGGAAAGAAGAAAGCAACCAUCAAGUAUUUGUCAGAAAAAUGGAUCUUAG
This is a messenger RNA of Chrysochloris asiatica (Cape golden mole), 2389 nucleotides long. Its product is annotated as microcephalin-like. The record is from RefSeq and is a predicted model, not a curated record. The annotation marks the transcript as partial. NCBI's taxonomy places the organism in Eukaryota, Metazoa, Chordata, Mammalia, Afrosoricida, Chrysochloridae. Gene Ontology annotation, biological process: cerebral cortex development; mitotic cell cycle. The transcript has 12 exons.